Desarmillaria tabescens is the source of this 666-nucleotide messenger RNA. RefSeq lists its product as uncharacterized. The coding region runs from base 1 to 666 and encodes 221 amino acids. The record is from RefSeq and is a predicted model, not a curated record. NCBI's taxonomy places the organism in Eukaryota, Fungi, Basidiomycota, Agaricomycetes, Agaricales, Physalacriaceae. The transcript is spliced from 3 exons.
AUGAAACUGACACAGAAUGAGAGCAAUUCUGGAGAGCAGACCAAGAAAAGGAAGAGGAAAGUGCAGCACAAGCGCAGGAAACACCACAAGGAUACUACUACAUCCUCCAAGUCUUCUUCUGGAUCAGGUUCAGACUCAGACAAACUCCGCUCUUCCUAUGACUGCCCUAGCCUGCCUGAAAAGCUGUGGACAGCUAUUCUCCAGGAUGAUGCAGUAGACUUUGAUGAAAUUUUCUCAAGCAUCAACUCAGCAACCAUAGACAAGGAAGUAACUGUAGAAAUCAGUGAAGGGGUUUCAAUUGCUCUUGAUUCCAUGAAAUCCAAUAACAAGAUCACUCAGCAUGGUCAUUGGGACAUCACAUGGGAGGCAUACACUGAGGUCAUCAACUAUGACCAUGCCGCAUGUAUCAUCAUUAGCUUGAGGUGGGAUGUCCUGUUCUCAGACUUCCACAAGUUUGUGCAUGAAAAGACAGCAUACAUCGACUCAGUUGGGGUUGCUGUUGUCCAGGAUGCAGCAGAUAUAUCCAAGAAGAUUGUGAUGAAGCCAAAACCAAUGUUGCCAAAUCAGAGUGCAGGCAUCUCUGAUGAGGUCUGCAGAAACUACAACUGGGGGGAGUGCCAUUUCAGCAACAAAUGUCAUCAUAUCCAUGCAUGUGGGGCAUGGUGA